Lactuca virosa is the source of this 1236-nucleotide messenger RNA. Lineage: Eukaryota; Viridiplantae; Streptophyta; Magnoliopsida; Asterales; Asteraceae. The record is from the annotation of a GenBank genome assembly.
AUGGAAAUCACAUCAAAAGCAAUUCAGUCCAAAACCAUUUCUUCUUCCCAGAAUCCUAAAUCGCCUCGCCGGCAUGGAUGUUUUUGCGUCCAAUCCUCCACCAUCCGGUUGCCACUCCACAGACCUCACCGGAAAAUUAUCCAACCGGUCAAUAACCCGCCAAGCAAACUAAUUUCAACCACCGCCAGUACCACUACUUCCUCUGAUAUUUUACGGUUGUUGGACUGCCUUGGUCUUCCAGUCCCCGAUGCUGUAUACAUUUCUCUCAUCAAAGAAUGCACCCACUUUCGCGACUCUAAUGAAGCUGUUUUACUACACGCCCAUCUUACCAGGAAUCGUCGAAAUCAACCUCGUUUACCUUUACUUAAUCACAUCUUGAUUAUGUUCUUAUCUUGCGGGUGUAUACAGAACGCACGCCAGGUGUUCGACGAAAUGACAAAAAGAGAUUUUAACUCUUGGGCGAUAAUGAUUGCGGGUUAUGCAGAUAGCCAUGAUUACGAGGAAGUAAUCAAUCUGUUUUCAAACUCCCAACUGCAAUAUUUGAUGGAUUGUAGCAGCAGCGUCCCUGUUUCUUGGGUUUUGGUAUGCGUUCUUAAAGCUUGCACUAACACCUGGAACUUGGAACUUGGCAAACAAAUCCAUGGCUGUUUGCUAAAAUCAGGUUAUUCAGACGAUCUCUUUGUGGGUAGCUCGUUGAUCAACCUUUAUGGAAAGAUCGGAUGUUCUGAAGAUGGGGAUUUAGUUUUUGAUCAAAUAUCUUCUCAUAAUGUUGUGGUUUGGACAGCUAGAAUCACUAAAAACUGUAGGGAAGAUAGGUUUCAUGAGGUUAUUGAUGUAUUUAAAGAAAUGGGGAAAGAGGGUAUAAGGAAAAACAGCUUUACAAUCUCUAGUGUUCUUAGUGCAUGUUCAAAGAUAAGUGAUGAUGGAAACUGUGGUGAACAAGUUCAUGCCAAUGCCAUUAAAUUAGGGUUAGCAUCCAAGAGUUAUGUGCAGUCUGGAUUGGUUAACAUGUAUGGAAAAUUUGGGUUGAUUGAAGAUGCAAAAAGGGUUUUUGAUAUGAAUGGAGUGAAGAGAAAUAAUGCAUGUUGGAACUCUAUGUUUACUAGUUUUAUACAAAAUGGAUGCCUUGUUGAAGCCAUUAAGUUUCUUUAUGAGAUGAAGGCAGCUGGGGUGGAGCCUCAGGAAUUGUGGGUCAACAAAUUAAGGUCUUUGUGUGGGAGUCUUGAAAUCAAAUAG